UCUGAAAAAGAAAAGAAUAAAUGCGUUGGUUGGUUUCAACUUUGAAGCUAGCCGUUUUCUUUUUCUCUUACAUAUUCCUUCUCUUCAGAUUCAGAUAUUUGAUGCCCACUUUCUCUCUCCUCCUCCACGCUUAUAUACAUUUCUUUCACUGUACUUUUUAGAGAGAGAAAGAGAAAUAGAGAGAGGGCCAGAGACAGAAAAGCACUCAUCGUCAGACAGAGAAAGAGAGAAAGGGGAGAGGAUUAGAAAAGAAAAAGAAAGUUUUAAUCUCAAAACUAAAAAAUAUGGGUUCUUCUUCAGGACAGAGCAAUAGCUACGAUCUGUCGUUCAAGAUCUUGUUGAUCGGAGACUCAGGUGUCGGCAAAAGCAGUCUUCUUGUCAGCUUCAUCUCUGCCUCUACCGACGAUCUCGCUCCCACCAUUGGAGUGGAUUUUAAGAUCAAGCUGCUAACAGUAGGUGGAAAGAAAUUGAAGCUCACUAUUUGGGAUACUGCUGGACAGGAGAGAUUCAGAACAUUAACAAGCUCUUAUUACAGAGGUGCUCAAGGGAUCAUUCUAGUUUAUGAUGUGACUCGGCGAGAAACAUUCACAAACUUAUCAGAUGUAUGGGCUAAAGAAGUCGAGCUCUACAUGACUAAUAAGGACUGUGUCAGGAUGCUUGUUGGCAACAAAGUUGAUAGAGAAUCUGAAAGGGCUGUAAGUAGAGAAGAGGGAAUGGCUCUGGCCAAAGAGCUUGGAUCUUUGUUUCUUGAGUGUAGUGCCAAAACCAGAGAGAAUGUUGAGCAAUGCUUUGAAGAGCUUGCAUUAAAGAUAAUGGAGGUCCCAAGUCUGUUGGAAGAAGGUUCAAAUGCAGUAAAGAGAAACAUUAUUAAGCAGAAACCGGAUCAUCAAGCACCUCCUGGUGGGGCUUGUUGCUUGUAAAAUGUUGUAGUGUGUGGACUUCAACAUCAAAGAUUGACUCACACCAUAAACAGAUCAUGUAUAUGUAUUUUUUUCUUCUAAUUUUUCAUCUUUUUUUUUUCAUUGCUUCUGCUGUUUUAUUAAGUUGCUUAAUUAGCUGUACCAUCAUUAUGGGAAAUUGGGUACUCAUAACAACAUCUAUUAGCUUGUGUAAAUGUGGUUGCUUUUUUUUUUUCUUUUUCCACCUAGUGUUGUGAACACAUA
Messenger RNA from Morus notabilis, 1163 nucleotides. Its product is annotated as ras-related protein RABC2a. The transcript has 6 exons. Gene Ontology annotation, molecular function: GTPase activity; GTP binding. The record is from RefSeq and is a predicted model, not a curated record. Lineage: Eukaryota; Viridiplantae; Streptophyta; Magnoliopsida; Rosales; Moraceae. Bases 285 to 920 code for a protein of 211 amino acids.